This is a messenger RNA of Hypoxylon trugodes, 1410 nucleotides long. RefSeq names its product catalase related protein. Gene Ontology annotation, cellular component: cytoplasm; mitochondrion; peroxisome. The transcript has 2 exons. Gene Ontology annotation, molecular function: catalase activity; heme binding. The coding region runs from base 335 to 1261 and encodes 308 amino acids. NCBI's taxonomy places the organism in Eukaryota, Fungi, Ascomycota, Sordariomycetes, Xylariales, Hypoxylaceae. Gene Ontology annotation, biological process: response to hydrogen peroxide; hydrogen peroxide catabolic process. The record is from RefSeq and is a predicted model, not a curated record.
CGCAUGAGAAGUUGUAGUGUAGAAUAAUCAGAAGGUUGCGUGCUCGUCUGCUAUGGAUGGCGCCGAGGUAGAUUUCAAUGCAACCAGCGAUAUGCUGUCACACAACCCUUGAAGAUGGCGGGCAUCCAAUAGUAUGUUGUAGAUUAAUCAGUCCGUUCAUGGUAUCGAUGGCGAUAUAAAUGAAGGGGCUCUUGAACCAGAGCCUUGUGCUAUUGUUCUCGUAAAUUUCGAAGUAAAGCCCCUUAGAGCCUGUUGUCUACACUCGGGAAAUAAAUUUAAAGGUCAAGACGAAUUAAUAAAAGGUCAUUGUCGCGGUAUCCGUCCGUGUGUAACCAUGCCUCUUCCCUCUGACGAAAAGGUCGUCGAGACCAGCGGUGCUAUCGUCAGUACAUUGCACGGCAUUUUCGGACCGCAUCCUGGAUUGAGACCUGCACAUGCAAAAGGCGUCUUACUAAAAGGAACCUUCACUCCCACCGAGGCAGCCAAGACCCUCUCCAAAGCACCUCACUUCAACAACCCCUCAACCCCAAUCAUCGCGAGAUUCUCGAGUUCCACUGGAAUCCCCGAUAUCCCCGAUACAGACCCCAACGGCAACCCUCGGGGUUUCGCGAUCCGCUUCGUCCUAGCCGAAACACCUCGCCGCGUACACACCGACAUCGUCACCCACUCGGUCGACGGAUUUCCAGGAUCAAACGGACAAGACGCUCUUGAGUUCUUCGCCGCGGUUAAGGACGGGUCUAUCGGGGACUACUUAGCCUCCCAUCCAAAAGCACUAGCUUUCAUCCAAGCGCCGAAGCCCACACCAGCCAGCUUCGGCAAGGAAAAGUACUUCGGUGUGAAUGCAUUCAAGUUCAUCGCUGCCGACGGAAAAGAAACCUUUAUCCGGUACCGCAUCGUGCCCGCAGCCGGGGAGGAGUAUCUCGACGAAGCCGCGUUGAAAGAUAAAAGUCCGACAUUUCUCUACGACGGAGUUCCGGAGCUACUUAAGUCUGGCCCGAUCGUGUUCAAGCUAAACGCACAACUCGCAGAAGACGGUGAUGUGACUGAUGAUAACACCGUGAAAUGGCCGGAAGAGCGGCAGGUAGUUGAACUCGGUACUAUUAAGUUAGAAGCUGUAGCAGAUGACCAGGUCGCGCAGCAGAAGAGAAUUAUCUUCGAUCCGAUUCCGAGAGUUGAGGGAAUUGAGGCGUCCGCAGAUCCCCUCCUCGAGGUCCGCGCGGGUAUUUAUCUGCUGAGCGGUCGCGAAAGACGCGCGGCGUGAGGAUUGAAUUGUCGUAUCCGAUUCUGCUUGGAUUAGGGGUUGUAUAGGAAACUAGAUUAAUCAAUAAUCUAGAAUGAAGAAAACUUGGAUAAUUUAUGGAUGUUGUUCAAGUUGAAGAAGAUUUGGAGUGAUGAUGACAACCCGCCCUG